ACGCGAGUGAUUUGAGUGUCACGGAUAUUUUUUCUGUGUCACGUGAAAUCGAACCUCAGUAUCUGGAAAACUCCCAUUGCCAACGAACUAAGCUGGGCAAAUAACUGAGUUUCCGUUUGUUUCAUUUAUUUCGUAACAGUAGUUCGGCUAUAUUUGAUCCGCCGGCGAGCCAGUCCGCUUCUUCUGUGCCCUACUCCACUUUGCUUCUCUCUCCCGACCAUGGAGAACUACCGAUCCUCUUCCAAGGGCGACGAAGCCGACGACCAGCGCUGGGGCUCACCUCUCAAUCGCAUGCCUUCCCCUCGAUUCCCGGAAUCCGUCCCGCGGCCACCUGUCGGCCUCCUCUCCUCUCCGCAAUCAGUCAACGCGGAAGAAUCCGGUCCUAAUCACGACGUUGUCCAUUCUUCGAUCCUCCAAACUCCCCUGCACGCUGUCGCCCUGGUCGUCGCAGACGAACUGCCUCCCUCCUCCACCUCCUCCUCCGACGACGACGAUAACGGUUCUGCUCGGAAAAAGCAGAGAUCUUUGUCCUCCUUCGUGUCUCCCUCUCCGGCCUCCGCUCCCUCCACCGCUUCCCCGCUCCCGCCGCCGCCGUCUGGGACCGCCGCGGUGAAGAAACCUAAGAAGAAGGGCAACAAUGUGUGGACGAAAUCCACGUCGCGAAAGGGCAAGAAGAAGGGGAAAUCUAGCAGUGCUCACCACGGUGCUGCGGCCGAGGAAACUGUCGUGAUGACCCCGAUGCCCCGGUUUACCGACAGGACUGAUGACACUCCCGACGCCGCGAUCUGCCUCUCGAGGGUGUACAAAGCGGAGAAGGUGGAGCUUAGCGAGGACCGGUUGGCGGCAGGCAGUACAAAGGGGUACCGCAUGGUGAGGGCGACAAGGGGCGUGCAGGAGGGCGCCUGGUACUUCGAGAUGAAAAUCGUUAGGCUUGCCGACACGGGGCACACUAGGCUUGGGUGGACGACGGAUAAAGGGGACCUGCAGGCUCCUGUGGGUUACGACGGGAAUAGCUUUGGGUACAGGGACAUAGAUGGCUGUAAGAUACACAAGGCCCUGCGGGAGAAGUAUGGAGAUGAGGGGUAUUGCGAAGGGGAUGUAAUUGGAUUCUAUAUUAAUCUUCCGGAUGGAACUUCCUAUGCACCAAAGCCACCUCAUUUGAUCUGGUACAAGGGGCAAAGGUACUUCUACUCUGCUGAUGGGAAAGAUGACCCUGCGAAAGUUGUGCCUGGGAGUGAAAUAUCAUUCUACAAGAAUGGGGUUUGUCAAGGUGUAGCUUUCACUAACCUUUUUGGAGGCCGAUAUUACCCUGCUGCCUCAAUGUACACACUUCCUAACCAGCCUAACUGUGAAGUUCGAUUUAACUUUGGGCCAGACUUCAAUAAAUUCCCACAAGAUUUUGGUGGCCGUGCAAUUCCACGUCCAAUGAGUGAGGUUGCUUACCAUGGACUUGAUUGCAAGGUUGAAGGCGUGGAAAAUGGCUUCUCAGAGAAAAUAAGUUAAGUGUAUUUUUUUUUUUCACUUCCACCAAAUGCAAGUUUAUGAUUUUGGUGAGAAAACCAUGAUGAAUGAUUAUGAGGCCUGAUUGUGCUGCUAUUACUGACUCCUAAUCGUUUAUUCCUGGAUUAUUUU
Zingiber officinale is the source of this 1632-nucleotide messenger RNA. RefSeq names its product protein TRAUCO-like. Gene Ontology annotation, cellular component: Set1C/COMPASS complex. The coding region runs from base 220 to 1503 and encodes 427 amino acids. The transcript is spliced from 2 exons. NCBI's taxonomy places the organism in Eukaryota, Viridiplantae, Streptophyta, Magnoliopsida, Zingiberales, Zingiberaceae. Gene Ontology annotation, molecular function: protein binding; transcription cis-regulatory region binding. The record is from RefSeq and is a predicted model, not a curated record.